GUUGCUUUUCACCAUACGUCAAAUAUUCACAUUGUACUUUCAGACUGGUAAAAUGUAUUUCUGCCACACUGAUUUCGUUCUAUCCUAAACUUAAGAAGCCAUGUUUCCUGUUGCACGAAUCUUAGGCUCGACAUCAUGCAACAGGCUAUUUCAACGUCAGGGGCUCUGUCGAGAAAGUGUUUGUUGGCCUUCCAAUGAGUUGCACAGAAAUUUACCAAGGCAUAGAAACUUUUGCCAAGGUAGAAACAUUUUCCACCCGAGGUCGAAUAAUAUUUUAAACAAACUUCCUGUCAAACGUCAAUUCACUGACAAAUUUUCCGAGAAGGGCAGAGGCGAGGAACUUAACUAUGUUCUCAAGCUUGCCUCAGAGCAAUUUAUGAAGAUAAAAAAGAACCGGGUUAAAGAAAUCGCCAAUGAUAUCGUGAAAUUGAAAGAGGAGAUCAAGACUUUGGAGUCCAAAACUAGCCACAAAUCAAGGAAACAGAAGGAGAAUCUCCUUAAGGAGUUGAAAGCUCUGAAGGAUUUGUUGGAGCAAUUCAAAAAGAGUCUCGAAAAAUGA
Drosophila simulans is the source of this 559-nucleotide messenger RNA. RefSeq lists its product as uncharacterized. Bases 101 to 559 code for a protein of 152 amino acids. Lineage: Eukaryota; Metazoa; Arthropoda; Insecta; Diptera; Drosophilidae. The record is from RefSeq and is a predicted model, not a curated record. The transcript is spliced from 4 exons.